Neurospora crassa OR74A is the source of this 765-nucleotide messenger RNA. RefSeq lists its product as hypothetical. The coding region runs from base 1 to 765 and encodes 254 amino acids. The transcript has 2 exons. NCBI's taxonomy places the organism in Eukaryota, Fungi, Ascomycota, Sordariomycetes, Sordariales, Sordariaceae. The record is from RefSeq and is a predicted model, not a curated record.
AUGAGCUCCCCAAAUUCUAUUGCUACCGCCAUUCUCGCAAACACCGGACAAUCACGGAACCAGUUCUACGGUGGUGGCCUCGGUGGUAUAGAAACCCCCUUAACAGGACGUUCAUUCCUCAGCGUUAGCAUCGGCAACACCACGACGGAAUCUAUGGCUUCGUCCAUCGUCAGUCCUCGAACUCGAGGUCGAUGGGACCGACGAAUCAGCGACGUCGAAUCCGGCAGCAUGUACAGUCCUACAGCAGCAGCACCACCAGCUCCACCAUCAUCCUCAUGGCUCACAGACGACGACGCCGAAGCCUCAUCAGUCCGCUCAGGAGCACUCGACACCCGCCCCUUUCCAUCUUUCGGCCCAUCUUCGUCCAUAGCGCCUGACUCAUCCUACUACAGCCAGAUUGCACGGUUUCAGGGUGUCCGGAACAGCGUCUCGCUUCCCCAACCAUGGCGAAGACGGAAAGAAUCUACAACUACGGGGUCUUAUACCACGUCAACCGAUGAUAGCGAUGACGAGGAGGAUGACGAGGACGAUGAUGCGUCAACCAUUAGUGGUAGCCGGCAUGAAGGACAACCACAACGGCAACAUGAACAAGAUCAAGACGCCGUCGCCGCCGCCACCUCCGCCGCUGCCGUGGAUCUCUUCUCCCAGCACCAGUUCAUCAUGCCCAAGCCUGAUGAGACUACUCCCCUUAUAGCAGCCGACGACGUGUUGUGUUUUGCUGGUGGUGGUGGUUACGAUGAGACCUCCUCCGCCUGCGUCAAGUGA